This is a messenger RNA of Danaus plexippus (monarch butterfly), 1762 nucleotides long. It is a transcript of the gene ste14, whose product is annotated as protein-S-isoprenylcysteine O-methyltransferase. Lineage: Eukaryota; Metazoa; Arthropoda; Insecta; Lepidoptera; Nymphalidae. The record is from RefSeq and is a predicted model, not a curated record. The coding region runs from base 122 to 988 and encodes 288 amino acids. The transcript is spliced from 5 exons. Gene Ontology annotation, molecular function: protein C-terminal S-isoprenylcysteine carboxyl O-methyltransferase activity. Gene Ontology annotation, biological process: C-terminal protein methylation. Gene Ontology annotation, cellular component: endoplasmic reticulum; membrane.
AAUGGUACUGUCAAAAAUCAAAAUGUUAAAUGUCUAACUUUUGCAUAUUAAUUUCUUAAAACCUGUUUACUGAUAAAAAUUGUAUUUAAUGAAUAAUUGAUUCAAGUGCUAUAUUCCAAAAAUGGAAAAUGUGUGUCCAGCCGCUAAGCAGUCGCUACUUUAUUUUGCUCUAUCUAGCAUAAUGUUUGUUAUAUCUUUUUUCUCGGCUAGCGUUUUAGGCUACACCUCUGAACUAUGGGCGCUCACAUACUGGGGACCGGCUCUUUAUUUUUGCCUACUGAAUUUUAUUCUUCGCUACUUUUUAAAAGGCUUCACAUACGAGGUAGCCACAAGGGCAGCAUUGUUGGGGUCAGUGUUCGCGACAGGACUCUACUUUGCAACCUUUGAUAACAGUUUCCACAUAUUUGGUCUCUAUGCCAUGGCAAUCUCCAUGUUCCACUUCUCUGAGUUUUUUACGGUCGCUCUCACCAAUCCCCAGACCCUUACUGUUGAUUCAUUUAUAUUAAAUCACAGCAGUCAGUACUGGAUAGCUGCUGUGACGAGCUGGCUGGAGGCCGGUGUGGAAUAUUACUUCUUCCCAAGUAUGAAGUCAUAUUUCUGGUUGUCCCAUAUUGGAGUGGUGAUGUGCAUCGUAGGUGAGCUUUUUAGGAAGGUGGCUAUGUUUACAGCCAAGACCAACUUUAACCAUCAUGUCCAAACAGUAAAGAAGCCCGACCACCGGCUGGUGACCAACGGAGUUUACUCUCUGUGUCGUCACCCCAGCUAUGUGGGUUGGUUCUACUGGUCUAUAGGCACCCAGAUAAUCCUUCUCAACCCAGUUUGUGUGGUCAUCUAUACGUUAGUGUCGUGGAUGUUCUUCAAUGAACGUAUCUUUGCCGAGGAGAUGUUCCUCAUCUCGUUCUUUGGGAAGCAGUACUUGGAGUAUCAGAAGAGAGUGAGCACGGGCCUGCCUUUUAUUAAGGGGGUUGUGAUGGACGGAGUCAGCUAGUGGUGGAUUGAAAUGGAGUGCUGGAGGAUAAGGCAGAUGAUAUCUGGCAAAAAAUAACUUGUUUGAGUGAUCGCUCGGCAUUGGAGUGAAGUGAACUCUCGAAGUGAAGAUUAUAAGUGUAAAGUAGCAUGUACUACUCACAUAUUUUCACCAAUUGUAUAUUAUAUUUGUGUCCAAAAAUAUCUGAGUAGCAAAUAAUAUUCAAAAUUAUACUUCCAUAAAAAAAAAUUAUAAAGUUAGGAUUGGUGUCUGUAUUGAAACUAACUAUAUAUUAAAGUAGCUGAACAUUAUAGAAAAUGUCAAGUGGAUGUUUCCAUUAAAUAUGUUAAAUAAAUGAUCCCGUCUCAAUGUAUUAUUGGUAAAAUAAUUUUUGUCUUAAUAAUGCUAUGUAUCAAGUCGUUCUAGUCACUGACAGUCACUCUGUUAUGUGUGUCUGUGUAACGUAAAACCAAUGAGCAUAUAUUCCUUGUACUUGUAGAAGAAAAAAAUGUAUUUGAAUGUGACAUGAGAAUUGUUUUCAUAUAAUAAUUAAUAAACAAAUUAUUAUAGUGCUUAGUGUCUAGUGUGUAGUGUCUACCGGCUCCGUGUUAACUGGGUGUGGUAACACAGUUCAAGCUCUAGGCUCUGGAGGACUAGUAGUGUCUUUUAUAAAACUAUUUGUUUUAUGUAUUUUGCAUUUUGAUGUAUGAAUUAAUGUACUAAUAAUAAUUUUAAUAAAACUUUGACUUCUUCAGAGGUUGUGAUUGCCUUUUAAAAUAAAAUUAUAUCCGAGAA